Molecule: messenger RNA, 1966 nt
Organism: Beta vulgaris subsp. vulgaris (sugar beet)
Lineage: Eukaryota; Viridiplantae; Streptophyta; Magnoliopsida; Caryophyllales; Amaranthaceae
Product: probable pectate lyase 12
Exons: 6
Coding region: 317-1738 (473 amino acids)
Molecular function (GO): pectate lyase activity
Source: RefSeq, a predicted model, not a curated record
GUAGGCUCUUCACUUCUCACUCUCACUACACUACUUCACUCCUCACUCCUCACUCCUCACUCCUCACUCCUCACUGCUUAGUAGUGGAUAAUUAUAAGAGAGUGAGAGAGCCUACUUGUUCAUUCCUGCUAUAUUAAUGCCUCUUUUUAAGGUACAUUACUAUUAUUAAUAUUAUAAAAUUAUCUCCAUUAUUUUUCCAUUUUCUCCAAAAUGUACUUUCUUUAACUAUAGCGAAAAUUCGUUCACCAAUUUUUAGAUAUAGGCUGACAAAUUAUUUCACCAGCCUUUUUUUUCCCCUUGUCUACUACAAAAAAAAAUGCUUCAAAGAAGCUACAUUGUGCAAAUAUUGGUGCUAUGCUAUGUAUUUGCAUUUGGUUCGUCCAUCCUCAACCUCACUCUCCCGGGUCAGCACCCGGACCCGGAAGCCGUUGCCCGGGAAGUUCAUAGAAAGGUUAAUGUUUCCCUAGCUAGAAGACAUUUACUUGAAGAUGAAGCCUCCAAUUGCAUGACUGGAAAUCCAAUUGACGAUUGCUGGAGAUGCGACCCGAAUUGGCAUAAUAACCGGCAAAGGUUAGCCGAUUGCGGCAUCGGAUUUGGGCAGUAUGCUCUUGGUGGCAAAGGUGGCGAGUUUUACGUAGUCACCGACCCUUCAGAUGAUGAUGCUGUUAAUCCAAAACCUGGUACCCUUCGCUAUGCUGUCAUACGAACUGAACCUCUUUGGAUUGUCUUUGCUUCCAAUAUGGUGAUCCACCUUUCCCAGGAGCUAAUAUUUAACAGUUACAAAACCUUAGACGGCCGAGGGGCGGACGUUCACAUAACGGGAGGAGGAUGCAUAAUGUUACAAUUCAUAAGUAACAUUAUAAUCCACAACAUUCACGUCCACCACUGCUACCAAUCUGGCAACACCAUGGUUAGGUCGAGCCCGACCCAUUACGGUUAUCGGUCUUUAUCCGAUGGCGACGGGAUCUCUGUAUUUGGAUCCAAGGACCUUUGGAUUGACCACUGCUCAUUGUCCCACUGUAAAGAUGGGCUAAUCGACAUCAUAAUGGGUUCAACCGGGAUCACCGUGUCUAACAACCAUUUCUCCCACCACAAUGAGGUCAUGCUACUAGGUCACAGUGACACAUACGAGCCAGAUACAGGAAUGCAGGUAACCGUCGCAUUCAACCAUUUUGGGCCUAAGUUAGUACAGAGGAUGCCAAGGUGUAGGAAAGGGUAUAUACAUGUUGUUAAUAAUGCUUUUGUCCAAUGGGAGAUGUACGCCAUUGGGGGUAGCGGGAAUCCUACCAUCAAUAGUCAGGGGAAUCGUUUCAUUGCUCCUUUUAAUCCUUACGCCAAAGAGGUAACAAAAAGAGUAGAUACAAACGAUAAUAAUUGGAAAGGGUGGAAUUGGAGAUCAGAAGGAGACGAAAUGAUGAACGGUGCGUAUUUUGUGGCGUCUGGGGCAGGAGUCGAAGUCAAAUACGAGAAAGCAUAUAGCGUGGAGCCCAAAUCUGCUGCCAACCUUGACCAGCUCGUCAUGUAUGCUGGUGUUCUCGGUGACAAGAGACAUAGUCUUGGCAAGUGGACUGCUGGACCUGGUGAAAAAACUGGAUUAAAUUCAGACGAUUAUGAUUAUAAUGAUGACUAUGAUGGUGGUACAUCUUCAGUUUCUUCCCCGACAUAUAUCCUUUUAUUUCUUUUAUUGACUAUGUCGUUUCUUUAUUUAUACGCAAUUCCUAUCAUCAACUUUCUAUGACAAACAUCUUGAGAAGAAGCUUCUCAUUUCUUGCUACUUCUAACUUGGACAUUGAUAAGUAAGUGUCAUGUCUCUAGAAUUGUUGUUCAUUUCAUUUUCUUCUGAACAAUAGUGAAUUUUGCUUUUCUUUCUUGCUAAACUUCACUACAAGAAGUGAUAAUUUAGACAAGAUUGAUCCCAAUGUUAAAGUCUUUCUUAGAUAAUAUUUUUAAGACUUUAUCAACUAAA